This is a messenger RNA of Odocoileus virginianus texanus, 6826 nucleotides long. The record is from RefSeq and is a predicted model, not a curated record. NCBI's taxonomy places the organism in Eukaryota, Metazoa, Chordata, Mammalia, Artiodactyla, Cervidae.
AUGACCGAACUCCUGAACAGCAUACUCACCGUGAUUAAGGUGUUCCAGAAAUAUGCCAAAGAGAAUGGGGACUCCACCUCACUAUGCAAGGAGGAGUUGAAGCAGCUGCUCUUUGCUGAGUUUGGAGACAUCCUCCAGAGACCAAAUGACCCAGAGACUGUGGAAACCAUCUUGAGCCUCUUGGAUAGAAACAGAAACGAGCAUGUUGAUUUUCAUGAAUAUCUCCUGAUGGUGUUCCAGCUAGCCCAAGCCUGCUAUCAUAGGCUGGAUAAUGAAUCAAGUGGAGAUAGAACCUCUCAGCAAGAAAGGAAGCAGGAGGAAACACAAGACCGUAAGUUUCCAAGAAAUACAGGCAGACAACACAGGAAGAGGCUUGAGGGAGAAAGGCAGGAUUCCUGCCACAGUCAGUCUGAGAAGCAAAGCCAGGAAACCCACCAAGAUCAAUCUGAGAGAGAAGACAAGGACUCUCACUAUGGUCAGACUGAGGGACAAGACAGGGACUCUCAUUAUGGUCAGAUUGAGAGACAGGAUCAGGACUCCAGCUCUGGUCAAAGACUGAGUAAUAAAUCUGGCAGUGGCAAUCCUGAAAGACAAGGCUAUGUCUUUGCCCUAAAUCAGUAUGAGAAACAACUUCAAGAUUCUCAUUAUGGCCAAUCUGAUAGGCUUGGACAACAGUCAAGCUAUGGCCAGUCUGGAAGACUUAGAGAGGACCCUAAGUAUAGCCACACAAACCAACAGGAAUCGGGCUCUUAUAAUGAACAGUCUGGAAGGCUGGGUCAGGAAUCAGGCUGUGGUGAGAGAAAUAGGCAAGAAUUGGAUUCUCACUAUGGCCAGACAGACAGACAAGGUCUGAGCUCUCACUAUAGCCAGACAAGGCCAGACAGACAAGGCCAGAGUUACCAUUAUGAUCAGACAGACAGACAAGGCCAGAGCUCUCACUAUGGCCAGACAGACAGACAAGGCCUGAGGACUCAAUACGGUCAGAGAGACAGACAAAGCCUGAGUUCUCACUAUGGCCAGACAGACAGACAAGGUCUGAGCUCUCACGAUGGUCAGACAGACAGACAAGGCCAAAGAUCUCACUAUGGUCAGACAGAUAGACAAAGCCUGAGCUCUCACUAUGGCCAGACAGACAGACAAGGCCUGAGCUCUCACAAUGGUCAGACAGACAGACAAGGCCUGAGCUCUCACGAUGGUCAGACAGACAGACAAGGCUGGAGCUCUCACGAUGGUCAGACAGAUAGACAAGGUCUGAGCUCUCAUGAUGGUCAGACAGACAGACAAGGCCAAAGAUCUCACUAUGGUCAGACAGACAGACAAGGCCUGAGCUCUCACUAUGGCCAGACAGACAGACAAGGCCUGAGCUCUCACUAUGGCCAGACAGACAGACAAGGCUGGAGCUCUCAAUAUGGUCAGACAGAUAGACAAGGUCAAAGAUCUCACUAUGAUCAGACAGAUAGACAAGGCCUGAGUUCUCACUAUGGUCAGACAGACAGACAAGGCCUGAGCUCUCACUAUGGCCAGACAGACAGACAAGGCCUGAGCUCUCACGAUGGUCAGACAGACAGACAAGGCCUGAGUUCUCACUAUGGUCAGACAGACAGACAAGGCCAGAGUUCUCGCUAUGAUGAGACAGACAGACAAGGCCUGAGCACUGGAUAUAGUCAGACAGACAGACAAGGUGUGAACUCCCAAUAUGGUCAGUCAGAGACUGGUGAAACUAGGCAAAAUAGGUGCUUCCAAGGGAGCGAGGGAAAAAGCAGAGACUCACGUGUUGAGCAAUCAGGAAGGCCAGGAAGACCAAGUCAACAGACUCAAGGACAGGAAGUAAACCGAAAUCAGGGACAGAGAUUCCAGACAAGGGAAGGGCAGCAGAACAGUCACCAGGCAUGGGAGUCCGAAGUGGAUAGCCAACACAAACUAGUAGCACAAAUUCAGCAAGAAAGGCCACCCUGUCACAAAGGGAGAGGCUGGCAAUCACACAGUAGUGAGCAGGGCCACAGACAGGACCAGACCAGGCAGAGUCAUGGUGAGAAGCAGAGCCACCAGGCAGAGGAAGAGCAGGACCACCAGAGCCGCAGUAGACACAGUCAUGAGGGUCAGGAAACUCCAUGUGAGACAUGGGACAGGGAAACCCAUGAAGAUGAGCAGACCCGUCAGGGACGAGACAGGCAGACUCAUGAAGAUGAGCAGACCCGUCAGAGACGAGACAGGCAGACUCAUGAGGAUCAGCAGACCAGUCAGAGACGAGACAGGCAGACCCAUGAAGAUGAGCAGACCCAUCAGAGACGAGACAGGCAGACCCAUGAGGAUCAGCAGACCCGUCAGAGACAAGACAGGCAGACUCGUGAGGAUCAGCAAACUGGUCAGAGACGAGACAUGCAAAUCCAUGAAGAUGAGCAGACCCAUCAGAGACAAGACAGGCAGACUCAUGAAGAGGAUCAACACUGUCAACAACAGGAUAGGCAAACCCAUAAGGAUAAAGAGAGGAAGAAAAAAAUGUCUCCACUUCUGAGAAGCAUCUUUAACAUCACUAAGAUUUUCAAUCAAUAUGCCUCACAUGAUUGUGAUGGGACAACACUAAGCAAGAAAGACCUGAAGAAUCUGCUUGAGAGGGAAUUUGGAGAUAUCCUUCGGAGACCACACGACCCAGAAACGGUAGACCUGGUCCUGGAACUUCAGGAUCGCGACCGUGACGGGCUAAUCGAUUUCCAUGAAUUCCUCGCGAUCGUUUUCAAAGUGGCUGCAGCUUGUUAUUACGCUCUUGGCCAGGCUUCGGGGCUAAAUGAGAAGGGAGCCAAGCGUGAGGGAAAGGGAAACUCGUUACAAGAUCGCAGGAGGGAAGACCAAAGGAGAUUCGAGCCCCAGGACAGACAACUAGAAGAACGCAGGCUGAAGAGGCAGGAACUGGAGGAGCUCGCGGAGGAAGAGGAGCUGAGGGAGAAGCAAGAAAGACUUGAGCAGAGGCUGCAAAGGCGAGAACAAGAAGAGUGUGGUGAGGAAGAGCUGCAGCAAAGGCCCAAGGGUCGGGAGCCGGAGGAGCUUCUGAACCGAGAGCAAAGGCUCGAGAGGCAGGAGCAACGGGAGCGACAGCGCCUCCAGGUGGAACAGCAACAGUGGCAAAGGGGAGAGCUGCGCGAGCGCCAGGAAGAGCAGCUCCAAAGGCGGGAGACUCAGGAGCUCAAGAGGGAGCGUCUGCAGGAAGAGCUGCAGCUGCAAAGGCAGAGGCGCGAGCGCGAGGAGCGGCUCUUGGAGCAGGAGAGGAGGGAGCAGGAGCUGCGGCGCAAGGAGCAGCAGCUAAGGCGCGAGCAGGAGGAGGCGACGCAGGAAGAGAUCAGUGAGCGGGGCGAGAGCCGCACCUCGAGGUGUCAGUGGCAGCUAGAAAGUGAGGCCGACGCCCGUCAAUGCAAAGUCUACUCCAGGCCCCGCAGGCAAGAGCAGCAGAGGCGCCGCCAGGAGCAGGAGCUGCUCGAGAGGCAGCAGGAGCAGCAAACCCGCGAGGAGGUGCAGAGCCUUCAAGAAGACCAGGAGAGGCAACGACGCAAGGAAGAGCAGCACUACGACCAAAACUGGAGGUGGCAACUAGAGGAGGAAAGCCAGAGACGCCGCUACACACUGUACGCCAAGCCAGCUCAACGGGAGCAGGUGAGAGAGGAAGGGCAGCUGCGGCUUGAAGAGGAGCAGCUGCAGCGGGAAAAGAGGCGCCAGGAGCGAGAAAGGCAGUAUCGGGAAGUGGAGCUGCAGCGGGAGGAAGAGCGACAACAGCGGGAGGACCAGCAGCUGCAGAGAGAGGAACGCGAGAAGAGGCGCCAGGAGCGCGAGAAGCAAUAUCUAGAGAAAGUGGAGCUGCGGGAGGAGGAGCAGCUGCAGAGAGAGGAACGCGAGAAGAGGCGCCAGGAGCGCGAGAAGCAGUAUCUAGAGAAAGUGGAGCUGCGGGAGGAGCAGCUGCAGAGAGAGGAACGCGAGAGGCAAUAUCUAGAAAAAGUGGAGCUGCAGGAAGAGGAGCUGUUGCAGAGAGAGGAACGCGAGAAGAGGCGCCAGGAGCGUGAGAGGCAGUUUCUCGAGAAGGAGGAGCUGCAGCGGCAGGAAGAGCGACUGCAGAGAGAGGAACGCGAGAAGCGGCUUCAGGGACGCGAAAGACAGUAUCUAGAGAAGGUGGAGCUGCAGAGGGAAGAGGAGCAGCUGCAGAGAGAGAAGAGGCGCCAAGAGCGGGAAAGACAAUAUCGGGAAGAGGAGCUGCUGCGGGAGGAGGAGCGACUGCAGAAAGAGGAGCAGCAGCUGCAGAGAGAGGAAUGUGAGAAGAGGAGGCGCCAGGAGCUCGAGAGACAGCUAGAGAAGGAGGAGCUGCAGCGCCUGGACAGGAAGAGGCAACUGCUGGAUGAGGAUCUGCUCCAAAAUGAAGUUCGUGAUAACAGGGUUUACUCCAAACACCGAGAGAACAAAGAAAAGAGCCGGCAACUGGAUGAUUCCUGGGUGCGGGAGAGCCAAUUCCAGCAGGAUCGGCGGCCCCUGCAGGACGAACAAGAAGAGAAAAGAGAACGCGAGCAAGAGAGGAGCCGGCAAAAGCGUGACAGGCAAUUCCCAGCUGAACAACUGCUGGAGCGAGAGCAGCAAAAGGAAACCGAAAGGCGAGAUAGGAAAUUCCGAGAGGAAGAGCAGCUGCUGAAAGGGGAAAGAGGGGAGAAAAUACACUAUCCGGAAGAAGACAGAAAGUUCCGCGAAGAGGAACAGCAGCUGCGCCUCCUGGAACGAGAUAGAAAAUUCCGCGAAGAACAACUGAGCCGCCAGGAACGAGACAGAAAAUUCCGUGAGAAAGAGCAGCUCCUGCAGGAAAGGGAAGAACAGCUGCGCCGCCAGGAACGCGACAGAAAGUUCCGCGAAGAGGAACAGCAGCUGCGCGGCCUGGAACGCGAGCAACAGCUACGCCAGGAACAAAAUAGAAAAUUCCGCGAAGAACAGCUCCUGCGAGAAAGGGAAGAACAGCUGCUCCUCCAGGAGCGGGAGUCGCAGCUUCGCCAGGAGCGCGACAGGAAGUUCCGUGAGGAGGAACAGCUCCUGAGAGAAAGGGAAGAACAGCUGCGCCGCCAGGAGCGCGACAGGAAGUUCCGUGAGGAGGAACAACUCCUGCGAGAGAGGGAGGAACAGCUGCGCCGCCAGGAGCGCGACAGAAAGUUCCGAGAAGAGAAACAGCUCCUCCGAGAAAGGGAAGAACAGCAGCUGCGCCGUCAGGAACUUGAGGGGGUCUUCUCCCAGGAGGAACAACUGAGGCGCGCCGAGCAAGAGGAAGAACAGAGACGUCAGAGGCAGAGAGACAGGAAAUUCCUCGAGGAAGAGCAGAGCCUCCAGCGCGAGCGAGAGGAAGAAAAGCGCCGCGUCCAGGAGCAGGACAGGAAGUUCCUCGAGCAAGAAGAGCAGCUGCACCGCGAGGAGCAGGAAGAGCUGAGGCGCCGGCAGCAGCUAGACCAGCAGUACCGGGAGGAGGAGCAGUUUGCUAGGGAGGAGAAGAGGCGUCGUCAGGAACAAGAAUUGAGGCAAGAAGAGCAGAGACGCCGCCAGGAGCGGGAGAGGAAAUUCCGGGAAGAAGAACAGCUCCGCCGCCAGCAGCAGGAGGAGCAGAGGCGUCGCCAAGAGCGCGACGUGCAGCAGAGCCGCCGCCAAGUGUGGGAGGAAGACAAGGACCGCCGGCAGGUCCUGGAGGCUGGCAAGCGGCAGUUUGCCAGUGCCCCGGUGCGCUCCAGCCCACUCUACGAGUACAUCCAAGAGCAGAGAUCUCAGUACCGCCCUUAAGAGAUGCUGCCAAAUCCCGACACCUGCUGAAGCUUCGAGCAAAGGAAAAUGAGAAUCACUGAGUACCAAUAUGACUCUGGUUGUGGGAAAACUUUGGUGUUAGAAUAACUCUUUUUUACAAAAUCUUAAACUAUACUUUUUCAUGUGCUUUGUACUUCUGCCUUUUAUUCUUCCUUAAAUAGUUCUUUAGGAUGUCUUUGCUCUUUGGUGCAGAUGUGGUGUGCAUUUUUAAAAAACAUAAAAGCCAUUUAAUUUGUUUAAGGAAUUUUGUUUGGGGAACACGUUCAUUCAUUGCUUUCAGAAGUAACAAAAAUAUUAUGUACAUUUGAGAUUCAAAAGAAUGGGUCAGGUUUUUAUUUGUUGACCCAUCCUGUAGAGAGCUCAGAUAUUUUUUAUGUUCAAGUUGAUAUUUCUUCCUGGCCUAAAUUAUGUUAAUGUAUAUCUCCAAAUAGCCUUCCCCUUUUUGUGGCAUAAUUAGCACAGAUUCUGCAAGGGGACUGAAUUUUUCUAAGAACCCCUGAAUAGUGCAGGAGCAGGAGGAAUGGCUUCUCUAGAAAAAGUCACUGUGAAUUCAGCCCAUACUUGGAAGAAAUAUCUAUAAGACUUGGAAUCUGAAUUAGAUUUCUUUUACACUUAACUCCAUAAAUAUUUAAAAUAUCAUGAAGCAAAAGCAAGGUGUUUCUCAAACAACUCCAGAGCUCAAACUUUAAAACCAUGUCUGCUGUAGCCUGUAGCAUUUAGUUCCUUUCCCCCAGUCUUGGAUGAGCUUGAGAAUAUUACUGCCUUUGUUAAUUUUAGCUGAGAAGGGACUUGCUCAGGAUCCUGUAAACAUCUGUCUUGCUCUAGAGCCAACAAGAGAUCACAGAGCAUUUGGGGGUGGGGAAAAGGGAAGUUUUGUGGACAGAGGGGGCAAGCCCCUAGAGGCCCUUUGACAAGCCCUGUCAACCCACAAUCCUUUGAGGCCUACUGAUACUACCUUGGAGACAUGUUAAAAUAAUUGGACUGUGUAAAAAAUUAAUAAUAAAUAUUUUGGCAAUUA